AUGUCCGUGUCUGCAGAUGAAGAAGAGAAGACGGAGCCAAAAGAGGAUGGCCGCGUCUUCGAAUUCGAGGAGUUCGACCAGCUUCGAAAUGGACAGACCUACAUCAUCGAGGCGGCUGGCGAGCGUGAGGACUUGAAGAAAAUCACAGGUGACCGCUUCCGCCGUCUCAAGGUGCAGAUCGACCCGAUGCUGCAUGUGGAGGCUGUGAAGGCCAUCGACCGCAUGCGCCGUGGUGCCAAUCUUCUGAAGCACACGCACUACGGCUUUCCACACCUGCGGCAGUUCCAGUUGAGCGACGACAAGCGCCGCCUCAUUUGGUACUCAGGGGCCAAAAGGAAGGAGGAUUCCAUGGUGAACCUGGAAGAGGUGGUGGAGAUCAAGCUGGGGCAGCAGACGCCAGUGUUCCUGCAUUACCGCCUGCCCAUGCUCGAGCACUUGUCCUUCUCCAUUGUCUACGGCCCCAAGGGCUCAAAGACGCUGGACUUGACCUGCAAAGAUGAGUUCGAGUUCGAUCAUUGGGUGACCGGUCUGAAAGCCAUCUUCUAUGCCUGCAAGAACAAGCAGAUCUCCAAAGAAGCGCUCUUGGCUCACUCCAAGCGCUUUCAGAAGGCACUGGAGAAGAACAACGUGGGGAUCAAGUUGACAAAGUUGCCAGAAGUCAAGGAGAAGGGCCACGUGGGGCUCGAUGACUGCAUCGAGAUCGUGACCCACACUCCGCAGCAGCUGGACACGAAGAUGGAGAGGCUGAGGGAGCGGCUGAAGACCAUGAGCCAGCAGGUCUCCCGCCUGGAUCACCACUCCGCGGCCGAAAUGGAGGUCGACCUGUCACUUCUGACAGGCUCAAGGAGACAGCUAGUAGUUCACGAUCCGUCAAAACGUGGAUCGGAGAUGCUGCAAGUGCUGAUGAUGACAUCGGGGCGUCAGAUCUCGGCCCUCCGGAAAGAGGACUUCAAAGAUCUUGCGGCAGCACAUGGUGAGCAUUCUGUCCGAUGCUUGAAAGAACAUCUUGCUCAAGUGACUGGCCAGCCCAGGUUCAAGCAGCGCAUUCUGCAUGCUGGAGCGAUUUUGCUGGACGAUGCCCGCCUUGAGCUGCCGGUCGUGUUGCACCUCGUGUUCGUGCCAUUUUGUGCUGACGCCCGAUAUCUUGAGCUUUUCAAUAUCGCAAUCUCGUUGGAUUUCGACAAGGUAGUUGAGGCCGUGUUGCAGCACCCUCAAGAUCCUAAUGCAAUCUUGGACGGCGGCAGAACUUGCUUGGGGGUGGCCGCUAGCCAUGGCAGUUUGAAGUCGGCAACGUUACUGCUGGAGGCAAGGGCUGACCUUGAGAAACCUGGCAGGACUUUGAAACGGGUGCCGUUGAACCAUGCGUGCCUCCAUGGCCAGACGGACUUUGUGCGCUGGUUGCUAGAGUCCCAUGCCGACCCAGACAAAUCCGUAUUAGAAUCUCCAUCCCCACUGGAGGAUGCGAGCAUCAUGGGGUGCGCUGAAAUUGUGCGUAUUCUUCUGGAGGCCCAUGCCGAUGUCAAUGCACCUUCGAUAAGUGGCACACCCCUGCACAUUGCAUGUGCGCAGGGUGAAGUGGAAGUUGCCCGCUUGUUGCUGCAUGGCCGAGCCGAUGUCACUAUGGGGGACCGCAUGGGCUUGACGGCGUUGCAUGUGACCUGCGUGCGAAGUCAACUUGAAGCUGCACGCUUGUUGUUGCAACAUCGGGCUGAGGCAGAGCAGGCUUGCCACCUUGGGUACACAGCCCUGCAUUGUCAAACAGAGACCGUGCUCCACUUGGUCCAGCAGGGGGCAAAGGCAAACUGCACUGACAGUUUUGGCUCGGCACCUGUGCAUGUGGCCUGUUCCUAUGGCCACGCAGAGAUUGCACGAGUGUUGCUUCGAAGCAAUGCAGACAUCCGCGUUGGGGGACGGCUCGAUUCAAUACUGGAUGCUGCACGUGCGAAGGGAUUCCAUGACAUCGUGGCCUUGCUCACGGAGGCAAGCAGUGACAGUAGACACUGCAAGCGGAGACGGCGAGCGAAAGGCCAGGGCCCCGCGUAUGCAAGCGUUUUCGUCCAGGACGAAGAUGCCCAGGACGAGGAGAUGGAGAUCAGGCGGAUGCACGAGUUAGUGGAGCAGACGACGCAGGUGCUGCAGCAGGCGCGCAACGAGCUCAUCGCACUAAACCAGCGGCAGAGGUCGGAGAGCUCAACGAGCAAUACCGAGGCAAAGGCCAAGAAGAAGGAGACGGCUGCUUGUAAGCACAUCGACCAGCUCCUGUGGAAAGCAGAAGUUGACUUGGAGAACGUGGAGGACAUGUACCUCAGGCACAUCGACAAUCAGAAGGACACGUACUCGCUGGCUGACUUCAACCAGACGGUCUCCCGCACGAUCUCCGACCUCGAGGACGACCUCAAACCCUAA
This is a messenger RNA of Symbiodinium natans, 2406 nucleotides long. Lineage: Eukaryota; Dinophyceae; Suessiales; Symbiodiniaceae. The record is from the annotation of a GenBank genome assembly.